This is a messenger RNA of Rotaria sp. Silwood1, 981 nucleotides long. The record is from the annotation of a GenBank genome assembly. NCBI's taxonomy places the organism in Eukaryota, Metazoa, Rotifera, Eurotatoria, Philodinida, Philodinidae.
AUGAUUUGUCCGAAGUGUGGCAGAUUUUUAUUAGCACGCGAAGGCAUUCUUCAAGCUGGUCGUAAGUAUCAUCGACAUUGUUGGACUUGUGCACAAUGCUCGUUACCAUUGACUUCAUGGGUUCGUCAACAACCCAUAACUAAUGAAUAUCUUUGUAAUAAUUGUCAUAUUAGAAAACAUGGAUUAAGAGAAGGCAUUAUUUUUGUUAACUGGAACAAACAACAAACAAAAUCAAUCAUGUCUUCGAACAUACAAUCAUCGACACUAAUCGACGAUAUUCUACUUAUUAGCACAAUGAACCAAAUGUAUCGUUUUCGUCCAUCGAUUUCAUUCAUAUGGCGUACAUCAAUUCGUCCUUUUCAUCUAUCUUCAAUACGAUCUAUCGAUUGGGCUGAUAUUGACGAAUAUACUAAUAAAGUAAAUACAUCAGUCUUUUUAACAACCGAUGUUUAUGAAAAAGAUGAUGAAUGGAUUCAAUAUGAAUCUCGUCGAAACGAACGAUUACGUAAAAAACGUGAACAAUUUCUUUUAGGACCACCAAAACGUAAAUCUGUAACAUCAUCAUCUAAUGAAGAUUCUAAAACUUGUCCAUCAUCAUCAGUAAAUUUUACUAAAGUUGAACCUGAUGUAAAAUAUGAUCCAACUGAUGAUCGACCUAAACAAAUGAAUGAUCCGUAUUUACCAUCACCACAUAAAUGUAUAUUUUGUGUGCAUAACAUUAAAAUUGAUUUUCGUAAUACGAAAUUAUUAAGUCAAUUUAUUUCACCACAAACAGGUUUUGUUUUUAAUCAACGUACAACUGGCUUAUGUUAUUUUAAACAAGUUGAACUUGAAAAAGCUAUCUUAAAAGCACGUCGUUUCAAUUUAAUGCCAUAUAAAUGGAAAGAAACAGUUUUUCUUGAUGAUCCACGAUUAUUUAAUCCAUAUGAAAAUACAAUGAAAAAUGUUGUUAAUUCAGAAAAAGAAAAAUAUGGACAUUAG